GUGCAAAAUGGCAGCGGAAAAAGAAAGUUUUCCGAAGAUUACGUUAACUUUGGAUUUACGUUCAUAGAAAAAGACGAGUUACAAUUGCCUCAGUGAUAUGUAUGAAAGUUUUAAGUAAUUAUAGCAUGAGGCCCAAUCGCCAUCAAAGGCAUUUGAAGCAACAACAUCCUACUCUGGUUUUGAAGACGAAAGAGUUUUUUUCUUCUAAAGCAGAAUCACUCAAGCGAAUCAGACUGGAUAAAUCGGGAAGUUAUCACAAAACUUCAUUUGAAGUAGCUUUUAUGAUAGCAAAGCAAGAGAAACCUCAUACUAUCGGUGAAGAAUUAAUAAAACCAUGUGUGCUAAAAGCCACGCAGAUAACUUUAGGAGAAGAUGCAGAGCAAAAAAAGAAGUUCUCUUUCGAAUAACACAGUCAAGCGUAGAAGCGAUGACAUUGCAGCAGACAUAAAGUCACUAAUAAUUAACAAAGUAAAAUUAUCGCCAUUUUUUGCGAUGAAU
This is a messenger RNA of Acanthoscelides obtectus, 498 nucleotides long. NCBI's taxonomy places the organism in Eukaryota, Metazoa, Arthropoda, Insecta, Coleoptera, Chrysomelidae. The record is from the annotation of a GenBank genome assembly.